Oryzias melastigma (Indian medaka) is the source of this 2309-nucleotide messenger RNA. RefSeq names its product growth differentiation factor 6b (gene gdf6b). Gene Ontology annotation, cellular component: extracellular region. Gene Ontology annotation, biological process: BMP signaling pathway; SMAD protein signal transduction. Lineage: Eukaryota; Metazoa; Chordata; Actinopteri; Beloniformes; Adrianichthyidae. The record is from RefSeq and is a predicted model, not a curated record. Gene Ontology annotation, molecular function: cytokine activity; growth factor activity. Bases 274 to 1518 code for a protein of 414 amino acids. The transcript is spliced from 2 exons.
GGAACGUUGGGCGCUUUCAGCAGACAAAAAAACAAAAAAAAAACACCAAUUUAAGCAUUUUAAAUAUGAAUUGUUACUAGUGGAGUCAGUUUUGUGACAGAAAAAGUUUAAAAGCUCAAACGCCUGUUUUCUCCUGCAACGGAAGCCGGUAGAGCGACACUUACAGCUGAUCCCGCGCGGCAACUUCUUAAGGGGGCGUGUCCAUCACUCUUUUUCGUGAAACUUUGCCCGUUUUCUUUACUGCGGAGGAGACACUUGCUUCAGAGCGGAUGCAUGCGGCUGCAGUCCCCCGGUCCCAGCUCCGGUUUCGGCUCAGACGUGAGGAUGGACUCCUGUCACGUCUCCCUGCUGCUGUUCGUGUGGGCGAUCCCCGGUUUCCGGUCCGUUUACCCCCCAUCUGUCCAGAGGAGCAACACGGUGGCGGAGUUCCUGGACGCGUCCGAAUAUUUAAAAGACUUUCACUCGUCUUCUUCCCUAAACUUCAGACGUGCAUCCAAAGAGUCGGUGCAGCCUCACGACUACAUGCUGUCGAUUUAUAAAACCUUCUCCACAGCGGAGAAACUGGGACUCAACGCCAGCUUUUUCAGCUCCUCAAAGGCUGCAAACACUGUCACAAGUUUUGUGGACAGUGGGCAAGAUGACCUCCCACUCUCCCCUCUGAGGAGACAGCAGUAUCUGUUCGAUGUUUCAAGCCUUCCUAAAAAAGCAGAGGUGUUGGGAACAGAGCUCAGGAUAUACACCAAAGUGUCUGGGAAUUUCCAGAUUCCGGAAACGGAUCCUAUUGACAUCCAGCUCCUCUCCUGCCACGAUAAGCAGCUGCUCGGCUCCAAAACCCUGGACCUGCAGGACUCCAGCGGCCCGACGUGGAAGGUGUUGGAUGUGUUGAAAAUAUUCAAAGAGCACCGGGGGAAGCGCUUCUGUCUGGAGCUGAGAGCCGUGCUGGACAAGCCUGAGAGAGAACUGGACCUGCACCAUUUGGGCCUGCACCGGCACGGGAGGCCUCAGCUGAAGAAAGCCAUCCUCGUGGUCUUCACCAGGUCCAAGAUGAGGCAGAACCUCUUCAGUGAGAGGAGAGAGGGCAGAGCACUGCUGGACCUCCACAUGAGGACAAAAGAAAGGGGCCCCGGCACCACCGCCAGCAGGAAACGCAGGAGGGCGGCGCCCCGGAGCCGCCACGGGAAGAGGCACGGCAGGAGGUCCAAGUCCAGGUGCAGCAAGAAGCCGCUGCACGUCAACUUCCGAGAACUGGGCUGGGACGACUGGAUCAUUGCCCCUCUGGAUUAUGAAGCCUACCACUGCGAGGGUGUGUGUGACUUCCCUCUGCGCUCGCACCUGGAGCCCACAAACCACGCCAUCAUCCAGACUCUGAUGAAUUCAAUGAACCCCAGCAACAUGCCCCCCAGCUGCUGCGCCCCGUCCAAACUCAGCCCCAUCAGCAUCCUGUACAUCGACUCAGGGAACAAUGUGGUCUACAAGCAGUACGAGGACAUGGUGGUGGAGUCCUGCGGAUGCAGGUAGUGGCUCUGGGAGACAGGUGUGGAGGGGGGUGUCUUCAAUUAGUGGGAAUCUAACAGCAAAACCCUGAUGACCUCCACUAAAAACAUUGAUGAUGUCCGUCAGUUUAGAUCUAUUUAGUAUUUGUUGCACAGACUCACUGAUCUCUGAGAAAUUCUAUUUCCCUUAAACUCAUAAUUUCCUGCUAAUGUUCUUUUUGGAAAUUUGGAUUUGAUAUUUUGUGCACUUAUGCUGCAUUUUAAGCUGCAGAAUUUGUCCAAACUGAUGCAAAUGUCUCUUUUUUGUGUGUUUCAAUUACUAAUUUAAGAAAAAUAAGUAUUAUCUUUUCUACUUGGUGAAGUUUUGUUUUUUUUGGCUCAGGAGGGAGGUUCCACCUAAUUUAUUUUUUUUUUACAUCCUAAUCCAUGUCUAUAGUUUUUUGUGUCUAAAAAACAUUUUUAAAAAAAUCUGAGGAUCUCUGGAGAUGGUGAGGGACCAAAAAAAUGUGUUUAUUUAAAACAAACAUCUGUUUUAUUGUAAUGAAAUAAAGCAAACACAAUCCAUUGAUUCCAGGUACAGAUUUGGCACAGUUCAAACCACAGAGGAGGACACAUAACAAUGGAGAACAUGUACUCCACCCAUGGCAAAUUGUGGGACUCGGACUGGCUGUACUGAAAUUUAAAGCUCCACUCCAAUGAUAAUUGUGUUUUUGGUGUUUUUAACAUGUUCUUGUGGCGUUUUUCUUGUGAUGGAGGACAUAUAUAAAGAAAAUGAAGCCUAAUAUUGCAUUUCUGAGUAUUUCUUUAUUCAAAUUG